AUGAAGGGCUUCAUACAUGUUGAUUGCGAAAGAAAAGGGCUAACAUCAGUUCCACAGAACAUUCCAAGAGCUACAGUAAAACUGUAAGUACGUAGUUUACAAACAUGAUCUAGAGGAAACUGAUGAAUUAAGUUAAGUUCCGUAGAAAUAAAGAUCAAAAAAUAUUCCAGAAUCGGUCGAAUUUAAGAACACAAAAUAGUUCCAGGCUUUUUGGUUCAUUUUUAAUCCUCUAGAAAAUAAAUUCUCUGUUUACAAAAAUUGAAAGUUUCAUAUGCAUUUGAUUUGAUAUACAUUAGUUUCAGAUGUUGACUUGAUAAUUUUUCAAAAAAAAUUUGUUUUUCAGCUUACAAAUAAUUCGUUCAAUAAUAAAAGAUACUGAUGUAUUCAUCUUGGGGGAUUUAUGAAUUGUUCAUUAAUUAAUUUUUUUCCUUACAGAACACUCUCAAAUAAUAAACUGAGAAACCUGCCCAAAAGAGUCUUUAGCAGAAAUCCUAAUCUCCUACAGCUGUAAGUUAUACCCAAUUUAACCUUAACUUUUUCCGACGGAAUAAACCUCUAAGGGAAAAUUUCGACACAACACUAAAUACACUAUUAAUGAUCGAAUAAGUGAUAGAUAUUUUGAUAAAAUUUGUGUCACUGCAUAGGAGAAUUUUCCGUAUAAAGACAGUCCUGGAGAAUUUUCAUGAUCUUUAUAUCUUCUCAACUCCUAAUACAAGCAGGGGAUAAAUUUUAUAUAAUAGUGAAAGAUUCGUGGUAAUUUUACAUUUGUAAUGUCAAUGUCUUCACAAAAAAAUGCACUUCAGGUUCGCAGCCGAGUGAAUGACUUGAUAUAUUGAUUUUUCUAAGGAACUUGUCCAAAAACAAGUUGAAGAACUUAUCAGCAGGGAUUUUUGAUAACAACCAUGCUCUGAAAUACCUGUAAGGAGCAGCUUCUCACUUACUCAAAAACUUUACUGGUGUUAAAAGCUAAGUUUUUCGUUUGUCUCACGAUGUAGUCACGUGUGAUGUAGAUCGCGACGUUUCCACUGCAUACUGCUAGUCUUCUUCAGGCGAUGAGGUCGACUGGUCAUGCGUGAUCUUAAAAAGCACGAUGCUCUGCUGUGAUUAGUAGUUUUUCAACAGCUCUGAUUGGUGCAUUUCGAUCCUUGCUGUUCACUCAGGGAUUUGCUCUCUCGGCGGCCCGCUGUCGCACGACUCUCCUUUUGUUGUGAUUUUUGAUCGCGGGCAUCCACGCUUCUGGAAUUUCUAUUCCACUAUCCCUGUUGAUGUUGUUAGGGUGAAGUCUUAUAUGAAUUGCCUCUUUGACCCUGUGCGUGUAGCAAGAAGGGUCACGAUCAAUAAACUUUACUUCGUUCCAGAGUGGCUUGUGUCCGGUGUUGUGGGCAUGCUCUGAAACGGCGGAGGUCUCGGUACGGGCGAGUCGAAUGUCUAGCAGUAUGCAGUCGAAACGUCGCGAUCUACGUCACACGCGACUGCAUCGUGAGACAAACGAAAAACUUAGCUUUUGUUGUUAUUUACCACGAUGAAUAACCACAACCUUUUCCACGAAAUUUUCUGAUGUUUUCGGUUUUUUCUUACCUCUGUCGCGAUAGAGAGAGUAUAUUUGGACCUUGAGAAAAUUAACUGAAAUACUCUGUUUCUUUAGCUACAAUCUAUUGUAUCCAGCAUCUCUGAUUGUUGACGUAACACGUCACUUUUUCCGAAACUCUUCUUAAAUGAUUCAAGUGUGAUUACUUAGCACAUCACCUCUUCAAAUUUGGGAACAUAGAGGCUAAAAAAAAAUAUUAAAGGAUGACUCCGCGAUCUCUCCUUUAUCUCAUUCAAUUAAAAUUUCUACUGAGGUUACGCCGUAAAACUGUUUGAACAAAAUAUUCUAAGUUUCUAGGCUCACGCCUAGUUUGGUUGUCGUUUUUAUUACAGGGACUUGUCCAAAAACCAGUUACAGGAUUUACCACGAGGAGUGUUUGCUGGAAUUCGAGUUUCCAAACGUGGGUGGCUGAAGUUGUAAGUAAGCUUCUUCUACUGCAAGGCAAUGUCAAUAACAACCACUUAAUGAAAAAUGGAGAAAUAAAUGAAUGACCAGAUAAAUAAAUUCAUUCUUAAAUCUCCUCUUAAAACGCGUAGUUGGGCAAUUUUUAGUCAAGAAAAUAGAUAUCAUCUUAAUGGAUCAUGACAAUCAUCCGAAAGUUCACUGAUCGACUUUUGAAGUUGAGGCAAACACAAAUAUACCCAAGGAUAUUAAAUGUAACAAAUUAUGCAAUAAAUAUUAAUAACAAAAACGAAAGCACAACUGUAAUUCUGAAACAAUCGGUCAGCUGACCAGAAAUACUAAUUUAUCCUCCGGAGUAUUUGCCGGUAUUCAGAUUCAACAGUUCUGGCACUUGACGCUGUAAGUAAGAAUAUUUUGCGAUUAGAGAAUUGAAUUAAAAGCAAGAAUGUGCAAGGUGAAUGGGUUGAAUUAUGUAAUGUAAAUAUUCAACACGUCUUGUUUUGUGCAUACAAGUUAUUGCCUUUCAUGUUUUGAGUGGUAAACAUGGAGACAUCGUGAUAAUUGGUCGGUGUACAUGUAUGGCUUGUCCGUCCAAGUGAGCAGGGUUGACGAAAGGAACGUUGUCGUUGACUGGUACAUAAAACUUUGACAUAGUGGUCUCGUUUUGAUCACGCGCUUAUUACAUUCUGCAGGGACUUGUCCAACAACCAGUUAAGUAAUUUAUCCUCCGGAGUAUUUGCCGGUAUUCAGAUUCAACAGUUGUGGCACUUUACGCUGUAAGUAAGAAUAUUUUGCGAUUAGAGAAUUGAAUUAGAAGCAAGAAUGUGCAAGGUGAAUGGGUUGAAUUACCUGGUACAUAAUACUUUGACAUAGUGGUCUCGUUUUGAUCACGCGCUUAUUACAUUCUGCAGGGACUUGUCCAACAACCAGUUAAACUUUGACCUAGUGGUCUCGUGCAGUUCAAAUGUAUCAAAUGUAUCCCUUUAAAACUGAUUGGUUAGUUUGCUUGAUGUAAAAUAGUUAUUCGACUGAAUCGAUCCGUAACAGUCCGUCGGUAGUAACUGGCUGGUUUCAAUCCCUCAGUUAUGAAGUAAUAUCCUACUAUUAGAAGCCACAACGCUGGUUAUUUAACUCUGAAGAUGAACGUUUGCCAAACUUGUCGCAGCGUCAGAAACUGUCUCCGACAUAGGGAUUAUCCGUUUCGCCCGUUUUUCUCACCGUGGAGGUCACAUUACACCAUUCACUCCCACUCGCUUUGUUUGAAAGUAUAUUUUAAGUAUCGUAAUCGCCGUACCUGAGAGUCAAAACCUGGUUCUCCUUUGCUGUCCAAUGUUAGUUAUGGGGACUUGUCUCAAAAUCAGUUGAAUAUAGAACAGUGGAUAGCUUUUAAAAGGCGAGCCUUGAUUGGCCCUUUCAAACUUCGAGAAUCCUUUGCUAUUCAACUCCAAGCAACUCGCGCAAGAUUUGCGUCCGUCAAUUUUGAAAUGGUUGCAAGAAUGAAUGUCUUUGAGUUAAAAUCAUAUUUUGGCGAUGAAUUAUUUCACUGUUUUAGUAUAUUCAAAAACAACUGCCCAUCUCAGUUUCGGUGCCUAGCAGUGCAUAUUAACCUCGCCUCUUUGUGGCUUUGUGGCUCUGUAACUAACGUGAGUAGUUGCUAAAGGCAAGCAACUACCGUUCGGGAGAGCGAAGGUGCCAAUAAUUAAUUCAAAGCAAAUGAAAAUGAAUCGGAUAUAAACACAAGUGACCAUGGCGACACAUUUAGAUACAUUCAAUUACUAUCUUCAUUACAAAAUCGCACAAUACGCUUAAUUUUGAUGAGGUAUUUAUUACACCUUGCAGGGUAUUGUCCAACAACCAGAUAAACAACUUAUCCCCGGGAGUUUUUAAUGACACUCAACUUUCUAAUAUUCUUCAUGUAACAAUGUAAGUUAGACUAUUUAUAUGUUAACCAAUAAUCAUAAUUAAUCGGGAGCCAGAAUACACCAUUCAGUUGGAACAAGCAGGGAGAGACUUAUUGCCGGCUGCUUUCCUAUUCCCAGCCCUAAACUCAACGCGCAAGACAUCUUAAAUUCCAAAAGACACUUAAGUGCUCCCUCGAAAGCGGAAUCGAAACUAAAAACUUCACCAUUUAAAGAGUUUGCCAUCUUUUACAAUUUUCCGCAAGAGUAAUAUGUCCAAAUGACAUAUUUGGCUUGCGAUUGACAGCUGGAGCUUAACCACACCGAUCAGGAACUCCGUUCAUUUUGCAAACAACAAUGACCUCGGGGAGGCGUAAUUUUCACUCCCCCAUCCUCACCCACUCCUUAUUUUUGACCUUCGACCGCCCUCUAAGUACAAAUUUCUUUCUCUCCCCAGCGUUCCACUACCAUUAAAAUCAAAGAUGGCGACCAUCAUUUUCGUUACUUUCCUGUGUUUUAAACUUUCAGAGGAAUUUUCUUGCCGCACAUUAGAAUGGUUUGGAGAUUACCACCCCAUUCGAUGAAACAAAGAGUUGAGGUUUACAGGCAUAAAUAUGUCUUGAGUCAUGGCCAGAGUUAUUUAAGCUUUAGCCGUCAGGCAAAUGUUUAAGUGAGCUAUCGGACGGGCCCAUAACAUAUUAAUGCUCAAGUAGAUAAACCGUAUCAUUAUCAUUAUCACUUUGGAGGGCAUCGAGAAAAUAAGAACUGAAAAAAUGACAACAACAAGAUAUGAACAAUCACAGGAGCGUGCGAGCAUUUACGCCCGCCAAAAUGCGUCAUAAUGCCAAACGAAGUGAUAAUAAUGACUAGUAACUUGCUACCAUGAAAGCAUAUUGCUAAUACCGUAAUCAGCCAAUAACUGACACUUUCCAUGUUUUUACAGGGAUAUGUCAAAAAAUCAGAUCAAGACAAUACCGCCAGGAGUUUUCAACUAUUUGACCGGGAUUCACGAGCUGUAAGUAGUCGAUAAACUAAGCAAGCAAUACGGGUAGUUAGCGGAAGCAAGAGUUAAUUCAAUUUCUUUAUCUUGUCAUUUUCGUUCCAUUUAAGGUGAUUCCUCAGAAAAAAAGUUAUAGUUUCGAUAAAUAUUCCUUACCAGUUUCUGCUUCGAAAACUACAAUUAAAAUGAUAGAUCACCGUGCUUGAUUAAGAGAUAUAGUGGGCCAAUCGUACCCCAUUAUUGCCUCCACUAGUCACGUAUCUAGAUCUUCCACGGCCAAGCGGUUGUAAGGUCUAGUAGGUUCGAUUUUUUUGCACUAAAAUACGGUACCUUCCCAUUACCUUUUUGUAACCGCCCCGGGAAAUGGAUUUUUACCGUGCACUAUGGAAAGUUCUUGACUCCAGAGGACAAAAACAUGUCAAACUGAAGUCGAAGAGCUUUGAGUUGUGACCGCGCUGAUUGGCUGCUUCGAAAGUGAUUAGCAAGUAAUAUUCAUCUCAGAGGAGCCGAAGAGACAAAAUCGCGCGUCAGCAAUUUAAUUUUCGUUCAGUGUUUGUUAAAGUGGUUUAUAUUUACUGACCGCAAAGCGGCGCGGUAAACAUUCACCACGAAUCACCUCCUUUUCGGUGAAUAUUUGUUAAUCAUAUAUUUUUACAGAGGCAGAAAUCCCAUUGGUAACUAGUUUGGGGUUGUACACAUACAAAAAGAGUAACAUUUUUGAAACAGUAGCCUUUGGAAUGACAUUUGUGGAGCAAAUAAUUCACCUUGGAGCACCUUGAACUAUGGAAAGCUUGUUACAGUGGCAGGAAUGGGAGUGCAGCAGUAUCAACCCUACAUUACAAUAAAUUGCCCCAUGCAUGUUGUUUUGAAACUCACUCCGUCGAGUAUAUUACAUUGUAUGUUUGUUUCCGCUCAAGCUAAAAGUUAUGCCUACAAUAACCAGAGUGGGUAACAUCGUUCUUUCCUUUUGAUCUUGUCCACAACAUGCGUUGCUCAUGUCUUGACUUAACGAAAAUUAUUUUAUGAGGCAGCUUCGAAACUGAGUCAAUUUGGCGUUCGAAAACGAAAACAUAUUAUUUGGAUGGCACUUACAAGGUCACACUUAUUAUUGGUGAAUGUUAAUUGGAAACAGGGACCUGUCUUACAAUGAGUUGAAGGAUUUGCCCUCUGGAGUAUUCGAUCCACUUUACCACUUAACGAAACUGUAAGUAUCUAAUAUCAUUUAAUUAUUGGUCUUUCAUUGGACGUUCCUUGAAUUGUCUGUAAAUUUGGAUUGAUCAUGGGGUUUGGUUUUUUUUUUGUGCAUAUAUUUAUUCGAACCAUGGUCCAUUUUUGCUAAACAAUACGUUCAAAUUCCUUAUUUUCGAUCCAUUUGGCCUUUAAGUCGUCAAAAUAAUAUAAAAUAAUUUCUAAUUGCCUACUUCACCCCACCAUUCCAUUUAAUUCAUGAUACAUUAACUAUAAAAAAUCAUUUUGCUUCAAAAUGAUUAUGAAUGAAUUUGUGAUGUUGAUAACUUUGGUUUCCUGUUGUUUCUGCUUCUGCAGUGACUUGUCCUAUAACCAACUAGAGCAGUUACCUUCAAGAGCUUUCAAUCAAAACAAAAUGCUUGAAGAGCUGUAAGUAGAAUGUUUGUUCCAUCUCUUAGGAAAUCCUAUUGACUUCUGUGUCACAAUGACUGCUUUAAAUGUGGUUUCCGCAGCUUCUGACUUCCAUGUGACAGCAGCUGUACUCAGUUUCAAGAAUUAGACCGCUUUUCCGUCACUCAUCCGGGCGCAAUAAAACACAAUAGAAAAGCUGUGAAGCGAAGGAAAAGUAACGGUCAUACUAACAUACACCCAUCCUUAAGACAAUUUUCUCCACAGAUGUAGUAAAGGGAAAUCUGAAGCUUAUUUCCCACAAUGCAGGAUCUCUUUAUCGGCUCAUACCAACUAAAACAAAACUAUUACUUUGAGCGACCAGAAACCUCCUUUGUUAAAGCCAGUUAAGUGCCUGAUUUUAUGGCAAGUCCCUUCAUCUCCGAAUAAUAACUGUACAUAAAUGGAAAUGACGUCGACCAAUUUGACUCUUGUGGUUUUCUUGCUAAAUUUACAGAUUCCUGAACAACAACAACUUAAAGAAUUUGUCCUCUGAUCAACUACCUCGAAGGUCACCGUGGUACACAUUUCAAAACCUGUAAGUAAGAGGUUUAUCAAUGCUUAUAUAUUAUGCUUUAUAAGAUCACGCAUGACUAGUCGACCUCAUCGCCUGAAGAAGACUAGCAGUAUGCAGUCGAAACGUCGCGAUCUACAUCACACGUGGCUACAUCGUGAGACAAACGAAAAAACUUAGCUUUUAUUGGUUUAUUAUCCUUGGGAUAAGUGAUCAUACCAACUGUGAUGUAACGUUCUGCGAAAUCGCAAAUGAGCUGAAAACGCAAUUCCUAUAAUCCAUAAUCUAGGAAAGUUUCAUUUUGUUAAACUGCACAUUUAAUUCACAUCAGCGCCAAACUUUUCAAAAUAUAAUGGUGAUCUUAGAAAGGUAUUUUUCCAAGUGGGCGUCAUCGUAAAUAAACCAAACCUUGAUAAAAACAUGGUGCAGACCUAUGUUACCAAAAUCUGCAAAUUGAUCGGUUUCUUUGGGUCUUUUCGAUGUUAAUUUGAGUUGUCUUGAGCAUGAUCUCUACUGGCAUCCUGUGACAUUUUUUACGAAUUGCUGAUAUCAAAUUUCGGUCAUCAAUUUAAUAUGAGUAAAUCUGCAGUUCACAUAUAUGGUUUUCACAUACUCGCAGUCUUUGAUUCAUCACUUCACGGGUGUAUUAUGAACCACCAUCAUAACAACUAAUCAGCUAGCAGGACACUGCACCGCUAUCGCAGAGGUCACGGGCUCAAAAUCCCGUACGGGCCUGAAUUUCACUAUUACGUUCAUUAGAAGUGUGAAUUACUGCGAAGCCCAUUUUCAUAUUUAUUUCCUAAUCAGUUUACAAAAUAGUUUUCAUAUAUUCAUGUACAGUCAUUCAUCUAAUUACAAUUAGAAACAUUUAUGAAACAGUCUAUAAAAUGAAAGUAUUUUCCUACACAGAACCCUGGAUUUCAACAAACUGGAGACGCUGCCAUUUGAUCUAUUCAAGGACCAUAAAUUAAAUGAUCUGUGAGUAAAGUGCUGUGAGACUUGCUACAAUAUCAAUUCCCUCCCCUCCUUCCCUCCCUCCCCCACCCAGGUUUGGUUUUGAUUUUCCUAACGGGUUUCUGUAUCUGGGCCACUUUAUUUACACUUUCUUCCUUAACAACUCAAACCUUUUUCGAUAUUUUAAGGAAUGAAAGUGUGAAUGAGUAUACACUGAGUGACUAGGUUUCUUGGGCUUUUCAUACUCAUAAUAAGCAAUACAAAAAUGCUGUCAUGCGCUAAUCACAUGGCAAUUUUUGUAACUAUUAGGAAACUUUUAUGCCAUCAAUAAGAAUAUCACUUAUUUCAGGACCUCUUUUUACUAUCCUGAAUUAGUGAAGACUACGCUACCAAAUAGUUGCGAAUCCCGCUUUGUUUUUAAGUUUCCUUAAUUUGGUACAAAUAACGGAAGUCAUACAAUUGCUAAUAAUUUCACAGCUGGCUGGGAAACAACUACAUUAAGACGUUACCUGAAAAUCUGUUUGCCGGGCAAACAAAGUUAAAACACUUGUGAGUAAUAAUCAUAAUUUGUAAAAAUCUGCAUUUGGAAGGUAGCUACCUCUCCCUUCGCCUGCUUGACGAGAGCACAUAAAGGCAGCAGAAGAACUUUUAAUUAAAACAAAUUUGAUCGUGGUCACACAAGACCGGCAUUUCAUCAAAAGUCUGGCUUGCAAUAAGCAAACCUUGAUAAGCAAUAAUCUUUUUGUAGGAAAAUACAACUGUGACUUGCCGAGUCAAGUAUUAGUCUACUAUCCGAUCGAUUUGACCACACUUAUUUUGGUUCGGUUGCUUAUGCUCGCAACUUUCCAGACUUUCCUACCUGAAACUUACUCGGCCUGUUUCCUAUCUGUUAGGCUAAAAAUGCUUCUUAAAUGUUUCUUUAAUAACGUGUAAAAAUCCCUCUUAUCGUUUUCGUAAUUCGUGCAGGCAUUUGGGCGGCAACCGACUAAAGAAGCUACCACGCGACAUAUUUCAUGGAUUGACUGACUUGGAGGAACUGUAACUAUUUUUUCCUAAAUCCUUCUUCUAAAAUUUUUGUUUAAGAUUGUAACGUCCUGUGUAAAUGCUUAAGUUGAACCAGUCGUGAUGCGUGAUCGUUCAUAUGACUGUAAUCUGUCACCAAAGAAGUCUUCUUAACCUAAAAAUGGUUGUUGUAACAACAUUGGCUGAAAUGUUCAUCAAAUUCCGACGAGAAAGAGUUGAUUUCAGCCAUAUGUUUUAUCAGCUUGGUAAGUUUUCCAGUUUGCAUGUCACUGUCCAUGACACGAAAGUAGGGUUUGUCCGUUGUCAGGAGAGAGAAGCCUUGGAUAAAAGACUAGAUGUGGCAAGGAAAUAAAAACCUUCUCAUUUGUAAAUUUCCAAGGCGAUAAAUUUAAUCGUUUUCUUGAUGAGCAUGCCCAGACCCUUAUUGAAAUAACCCUUAUUGAAAUAACCGUGCGUAAUUUGGCCCCUUCUUUCUCAUGUUUCUCUUACUGUUGUCUGAUUCAUUCUCUCCACCUGGUGAGAGAAUCUUGUCAUCAGCAUUACUUUCCUUUAUCUGACACCCUCAAUUAAUCGAAGUAAUUCACAAAACCUUCAAAGCAAAAGCAAAAAAAAUUUAAAAGUUUAUUUCUAGAAUAUUUUGUUUAUAUACCUAAAAGUAGCAUUUGAAAUCCACAGAAAAUGAGCGUUGUUAAAUUUCAAUCCUGUGUAAUCUUCCUCAAUAUUAUGUCUCCUUUGUAUUUCAAUCGACAUAUGAUCCAAUCAUUGUACAACCUUUUUUUUGUCAGGGACUUGUCCUACAACCAGUUGCACAACUUGCCUCGAGGCAUUCUCAGCACAAAUACUAAGCUGAAAGAAUUGUAAGUAGAGCUCGUUUUACUAACUUCCAGUUACAAUUCCAUCCUAAAUACUGUUUUAUAAUAAUUCAUUUUUACCUAAGUCCCUUGGAAGACUUUCAAUCAUCUUGUCUAAUUUUGUCUCCAAUUGACAUCCAUUCAGAACACUCUGCGAUUAUUUUGCUAUUUAUAACAUUCAUGGAACUCUGCAAUUAUUUUCUCACAAAGAAGAGUUUCAUUUUACUUCAUGAAAUCAAUUUAACCAUCAAGCUCUACUGAUCCAUACUGUUGAUUCUGUGCCUCAGUUUCCGCUCUUUUCCUGAGCCACAUUUCGUAGACAACUUUUAUCGCAUAAUUUAAUUCCUAACCUGGCCCUAAUUCAGCACCUGCUGGAAGAGUUAGGAAGGGAGGGGGGGGGGAAUCUUGUCCUCUCCCUCAAGAAGACGUUCUGAAUUUUCCUUCAAAGUUAGCUUAGUCUUUAUUCUAAACUGAACUAUUAUUUUAAGGGAUUUGUCGAACAACGGAAUUAAGCGUCUACCAUCGGAUGUUUUCGGAAACCUCACUGAGUUGAAAAGGCUGUAAGUGGUAUCCGGUUGAGAUUGAACAAUAAAGCUACUUCCAACAUGAAAUUAUUGUAAAGUUUCGCCUCGCAAUUUUGCCAACAGUUACAGCUGCACACAAACUUCUUAGGCUCUAUGAAAGAGGGGAUGAAAUGCGCUAUAUUAUUAUAAUGCUCAUUUUGCUACAUUUCCUCACCUGUUCAUGAUUUUGUUAACGCAUCAAUUGUAUUUAAAGUUCCGAAUUAAAUUUGAUUGUCUUUAACAGCAUUCUCUUUCACGUAACUAGAAAUCAUAUUGCUGCAUGAUACCGUGUUAGGAAACAUUGCAUAAACAAGAGAGGUCAAUUCCUACAACAUUGAUUUGUCGAAAGGCUGAUCGACCUUUCACAGUCUUGGUAUCGACUGAUGCUGAGAAGAGAAAUCUGAAGACGCCCGUUUUACAGCAGAUGUAAAAGAACACCUUUGGUCCAAUUUAUUAGGGAUCAGGUGUAAAAUUUUACUUUGCGAGAGCUGAUCUUAUUUUUUUAAAAAAUGUGGUCAUUAUCCAAAUACUAGAAGAAUAAUUUUAAGAACUCAUGCCGAAGAUCAUUUUAAUGUUCUAUGUUUCCUCUUUUGUCUCUCCCUGCAGCGUUCUGUCCAAUAACGGACUUCAGCGUUUGCCAAGGUUCAACAAUCUCUCCAAGAUAGAAAUAUUGUACGCGAUUCAUGUUUAUAAGGGAGACUGAAGCAAUAAGUGUAUCAUGUACUCCUCAUUAAUUACAGGAAUCUUUCGAAACAGUUUAACAUAUUAUUCAAAGAUUAAUUCUAGCUUUAGGAAGUUCUUAAAGUAAAACAAGUAAUACUUCCCAUCAUCAAAGACUAUUGUCAAAGAUGCCAGGUAAUACAACACAUUCCAAAAUGUAGUAAAGAAAGUCAAUCUUUUGUUAAGUGGCCUUCUUAGUCUCCUUUUAAGUUAAAGAUUCUUCUAGAAUCUCAGAAUGCUAAGAAGGCCAACCAUUAUGAAAAUAAAGUGACAAAAAUCGCCACCAGUUUGGAGUAAGGUCUAUGUUCGUAGCAUUAUGGUUUGAAAAAUCAUACAUUGUAUUUCAUUUAAUGUGUAGAUACAUGGACAGCAACAGGCUUGUGGCCCUGUCACCGGAUCAGUUCCAAGGCCUGCCCAACCUGGCAGAACUGUAAGGAAAACCAUCGAUUUUACUCCUUUAGUAACAAGCUGAGAUGGUUUAACGUUCCAAGCAUUAAUUCAAGGAGAGAUAUUUUCAAUUGAAAAAUAAACUUAACGCGUUCCUAAAAGGAAGAGUAACGCUAGAUAGUACAAGCUAAUCGACAUGUGUGCCGUGGAAAAGCUUGGAAAGUUUACAACCUAAUUUUUUGCUCCCCGUUUUGCUUACUCAAUCGAGCUGGUGUACCCCUGAAGAGUAUUAACCUUCAAACACUCUGUAAGAAUUCUAUAAGAGUGACAUAAUAAUAAGCAUCCGUAUUCUUUGUUUUUCAAGGAUUGUUUAUAACAACAGUAUCGACAAUCUGCCACGUGGAGUUCUUAAAGGCGCGAAAAACAUCCUGUCUAUGUAAGUAGCUCUUUUUACACUCAUUUGAUGACCGAAGUCAAUAAUUUCAAAAGCAGUGAGACUCUCUUAAGAAAUCUUUAGCAGAAAUAGUAUGAAUCCCUUUUCAUGACAAACGAAAUUGACUAAAACCUGAAUUACAGCAAUCCCAAAGAAAAAUCGUAAAGUUUAAGCUCUUUUUAAGUUUCCUUUUAUUUCUUUACACUGCAACUUAUGCAAAACUCUGGUACUAUGUAUGUAUUGAUCGAUGCAAUUAAAUGGUAUAUACCCGUCACCGUACCCUCAAAUAGACUGUACUUUCUCUACAUCUACAAGCUCGGUAAGCUUACAAUAACUACAGAGAUCUUAGCGUAUACUAUUUCUGACUUGUCCGAGUCAAAAUAACCACGGACACAGUUAGAAAUGACUAAAAUUAUGAUCUAAGCUUGGGAUAUCCUGGCGACCACGUUAAUUAUUUUGAAGUUAGGGUAACGAGGACAGGUCCGCGUGAAUUUGUGCAACGGUGAACGUAUAUACAACCGGGUAAUCUUUAAAAUAACUACUUUGGUUUGAAGUAAAAUAAGCCUUACGCACAUGCAAGACCCAUUUUAUUCCAUGCGUAGAAGAGUUAAGCCAUCUAAGGGACUUCUUUACAACCUGCGCAGUAUCGGUUCUGACGAAGUCCUAUCUUCAUAUACGACACAAAAAUUGCAUGUUAUGUUGACUUUCGAUUAUUGAACUUUAACUUUGAAAUAAAACGAAAGAAAAUGACUUUAAAAUGACCUCAGUUUACGAAGGAAUUUACAAUUCUCGCAUGACAUUUACGCUUUUAACUGGUUUCUCGUUUUUCAGGAGCUUUUAUCUAAACAAAAUACGUGAAGUAACUAAUGAACAAUUCAAAGAUGUCGCACCAAACAUUCGAUUCUUGUGAGUAUGCACUGAGUUUAUUUAGGGCGUAUACUAAGUGUUUGUUACUCACUUCUCUCUUUCACUGAGCUCUCAACAGUCUCCUUCUGGUAAGGUUAUAACGUUUUGGUUUCUCGUUAUCAUUGAGAUUUUGGACGAAAAGGAACAAGCGAACUAAUAUGGACCUUCCAGUAACUGAUACAUCAGGUUGAAGAGAUAAUUGCAUUAGAACACGAGCGAAUAUUGCUAGCUAAACUGAAUCGCUUUCUUUUAACGCAAAGGUACCUUCAUUACAAUGAGAUGCGGAAAUUAUCAAAAGGUUUUUUCUCCAACAUGAAGGAAUUAAUAACAACGUAAGUCAAUUGAAAUAUACUCUUAGCGCCUAGAUGAAGCGAUUUAUUAGAACUUUCAUUCUUCUCCACCUACCUAUGCAGUGCUUACAACUUCGCUACUCCUACAAUUAAAAUAUAUGGAGACUUUCUGAGUAAUGGGAAUUCAUUCUCACAUCGGAAUUUACCCUCGAUAUUUAAUCAUUUUGAGUACCUGUCAUUUCUUAAGCGCAUUUUAUCCUCUGGGAUUCAUUUAAACUCUUUUUAUGAACCGUAGGACUGUAGACACCAACCUGAUGUGUUGCCAUUUGACGAAAGAGGACGCGGAUUGCGACUUUGCCUAUGUCGACAGCUUUGCCAGUUGCGAGACUAUGUUCAGAAAUCGAGCUCCUAGGAAGUGUAUUUGGGUUAUUAGUGUCGCGUCUCUGCUUGGAGCUGUGUUUGUCAUCACGUGGCGAAUGGUCCACAGGGAGGAAAAUAUUGUACAGUCAAUCAUGUUGAUACACUUGGCGGCAUCUGAUGGCUUAAUGGGUGUUUACCUAAUCACCAUAGGUUGGAAGGAUGCGAUAUGGGCAGGGAAAUACUACUUGCAUGACUUCAACUGGCGAACGAGUUUGUCAUGCCAGAUAUCUGGUGCAAUCGCUGUGUUAUCAAGCGAGGUGUCAAUGAUGCUUCUUUCUCUAAUCUCUGCUGACAGGCUUAAAAAUAUUGUGUUCCCUUUCAGUGUUAAUGGACUAACCAACAAAGCCACUCAUACCUUGUGCUUUGCUAUCUGGAUAAUCGGUUGCAUAAUUGCUUUCUUUCCUACUUUUGGCAUUCAGUAUUUUGAAGCCCCUAGAGGUCUUCACUUCUAUGGCAGAUCUGUUGUUUGUCUCCCACUUCAACUCUCCAAUGAUAAGGAACCUGGUUGGGAAUAUUCUGUGGCUGUCUUUAUUGGGUUGAAUUUGGCAUUUGUUGCCUUUGUCAUUGUGGCCUAUCUUGCAAUAGUUAUAAACAGAUGUCAGGUUCAGUCGAUGUCAGCUAACACCCAGCGAGAGACAGCUCUUGCCAAACGUGUAUUUUUCAUCAUCCUGACCGACUGUAUCUGCUGGAUGCCCAUCAUUGUGAUUGGACUCAGGUCCAUCGUGGAAAAGUCGUUCAGGACACGAGGAGAUCUCGCAGUGUGGAUUGCAGUGUUUGUUCUUCCCUUCAACUCUGCCAUAAAUCCGAUCCUAUACACCUUGUCCACCACACAGGUAAUUAUCACUUUAGAAUUUGUAAAUAACUGUAAAUUGUAACUGAAACUUUAAACUUUUAAGAAAGUUUUUUUAUUUCAUCUCGCGCAGCAAAAGUUAUGUUCCACUAAAAGACAUCAACUAAAUAUAAAUCAAAAGAGGGCAGCAUGUAAUGACCUCUAUCUAUCUCUUGAUCUAUGAACAAGUGACGAAACCAAUAAGGGGGAAAUUAAAAAGGAUUGAAGAUUCAUUCCUUAAAAUCUUCCAAAGUUCUAAAAAAAAUAUGUAUCCAUUAACACGUGUAACAUAUCAUAGAUCGCAUAUUACGUCCAUUGUUUUGAUAUUCUGUGAGAAAAUCAUCAAUCAUCACCCUAGAUGUUGUAACAAUAUGCUAGUGUUAUCGUUUAGAAAAAUUAUGAAAGUUUCAAGUAAUAGAAAGUUCUACAAAUUAUGUGAAAUUUGUAAAGCAAAAGUUAAACAUUUUCUUAUUUAAAUUGAAAUCAGUGAAAAGGAGUGAAUCCCUGUCAGAUUAGAAUUGAAUGAGCCAGAGCCAUUCAACAUGAUCUGACAUGAUUUUAGGUUUUAUCAUUUACUGAAACUUCUUAAUUCAAGGUAAGGAAACCUUUUUCUCUCAAAUAUAGGUUCGAGACGUUCUCAAGGCAAAAUGGCAACAGCUGUGCAACUACUUUAUGACAAAGUGUGGUCGAACCCAAGCUGGAACAGGUAUAGACAUCCGCUGAUGUUUGGCUUUACUGGCUUACCGAGGGGAUACAUUUCAUGGAAGAACCAGCGCAACUUUGACAGUUUAUGCUUUUGAUAAUGUUGUUUAAUUUACUCGUUUACUUACCAUCGAAAGAAACAGUACACACAUUCCCUGACAACAUUUACAAAUCUCUCAAAUUUGCAUGUUCCACACAGAAUCAGCCAAAGAAGCCGAAGAGGAACCUGAAAAAGAGCAAGAGGAGGUUCGCAAACAUGAGCACCCAGGGGAAGAACAUACUGAACUCCAACUCCAAGGGCAGCUGAUCACAAAAUACGCGGAGACUGCUAAGCCAGAAGAGCCCGAAACUGAGCCUAAUAAUUUUUCUGAAACAAUAGAAGCACAGCCAACGGAAACAAAGACUGAAGGUCAUAAAAAGUCACAGAAAAAUAUUGCAGCAAAUUCCGAAUAUGAGGAGCCACACAGAGAUUUUGUAGGGGAUGAGGACAAAUCUUCUGGAAAAGGUAUGGUUUAGAUAAUUUUUAGUAUCUCCAUCAUUCACUCGAUUAUUGAAGUUCCAAAAAUGUUCAUGCAUUCCCUUUAUUUUAAUUACGCAAAGGGAAAGUAAUUAUGAGUAUGUUUUCUUGAAAUAUGUUAGGCUUACUUGCGGCAUCAUGUCCAAUUUAAGGCAACGCAAAAAAAUCCCCAGAAAGCUUGUUGACAAUGAACACGUAUAUGUUCAGGAUUUUUUUAAUAUUCCACAGAGCAAAACAAAACAGAUGUUGACAAUGACCACUCAGCAGCUCAAGGAACAGCAGGAGAUCCUCAGAUCAACUCCGAUGAGGUAGUGGAAGAGACAGUGUGGGAAACAGCUGUAUAAUUAGGAAAAGCAUGCGGAAAAAAUACCCUGUGUACUUGCUGUUUGUCAGGUUUUAAUUAUUAACUCAUCAGGCUUCCCCAAGGAUGAUCGUCCUUUUAGACAUCACAAUUUGGCAAUUUGUCAUCUAUGUGCUUUUUUUAAGGGAUACGUUUUAGAUGCAACUACCUGCUAACCGACAGAAUGCUAAGAAGUUCAAGCCUAAUACAUGUAAUUAAUAUAUUAAAGUAAUAUAUAUGAUAUACGUCUUGAUCAGUUACUAGAUUUUCUAAUUCUUAGCCGUUACUUCAAGUAUUUUGUGAAACGUACUCUUUAUGUAGUAAAUGAAAUCUGCAGUUAAAGAGGAGACUGCGAUCAAAAUCAUUUUUCCAUCGGAUAUAAAAGCGGGAUAAACCAGGGUUAGCGAUUAAUACCUUUCUAAAAUGUACUAGAAGAUAUUGAAACACUUCUAUUUACAUCGGACACAGUCCCAAAACGAAACGUAGUACUGUGCAUGGCAAUCCUCACAGUAAAGCAACAGUGAUAAUUAGUUCAAAAGUUAAUUCAGUGAAUAAUCUUGAUCUCAGAUUUAAAACGGGGGUCUAGGCGCACUGCUAAUCUUGGAUUGUACCAUUCUUCACUGGGUAUGAGAGCACAGAAACUUAUAGAACAACUGAUAGAAUGUUUCGAGAAUUCCCUAUGCACCCAAAGGCAUGUUUAUAGUGAAGUUCGGUAAAUACUGGAAAAACCAAACCAAUUGAGAGUAACCAUAGCGAUUGCAGAGGCUCAUAGUGUUAACAAGAGUGCUCUUAGUUGGAGACUAUAGAACGUGUUACUCUUAUUGUAUUAAAAAUAUUCAUUACUCACUGAUAUUUCAACUUUUAAGUAGCUCUAGGUGGCCACAUUGAAUAACAGUGCUUAGCCACAUUUCAUAUCUAAUCAACUACACACACCAUACUAGGCUGGGUGUGGGAGUCGGAUAAUUCAUUUUUUAUCUGGCC
Pocillopora meandrina is the source of this 16953-nucleotide messenger RNA. The record is from the annotation of a GenBank genome assembly. Lineage: Eukaryota; Metazoa; Cnidaria; Anthozoa; Scleractinia; Pocilloporidae.